CUUCGGUUGUAAGCUGCGUACGUCUAUCAUGGUGUAACAACACCGUGGUGUAUCAAGUGUACAACAGUUAACGAGAUGAGAAAAUUAGAUUCAAAGGAACCCUGGGGAGCUGAAAGAUUAGAGGCCGAAUUGGAAGCCGCUCGCGAUGGGCUUCGAGGUCUCGAUCGUAAUAUCCGGAAAAUUUUGGGACGCGAUCUUCCCGAUGGAGAAAAUCAAAUCCAACCAUCACCCAGGAUCUCUCAAAAGCGACCACUUCAAGAAGAUCGGAGGCGAACUGUUGUCGAUUUCACAAAUAAUGAAGGACCUGGCAACAAGAGACGCUGGCAAAGUGGAAUCGGAGAACCCAAGACUGUGUUUAGCAGGUUAAGUGCACGAGUGCCUAGUAACGCUGACGAUAGUGCUGAUGAAGAUGACACUGUUGUCAAGCCUGCUGUAUCCUCAAGAGUCAUUGCUACACCCAGAGAAAUACCAUCUAGGCAAGAAGUAAUCAGACGAGAAAGGGUAGACGAACGUAGUCGUCAGAGGAAUAAGCGUAUGUUUGGUGCUCUUCUUGGAACACUGCAAAAAUUUCGUCAAGAAGAAACAAAACUUAAGGCAAAGGAAGAUAAGAAAGCAGAGGUCGAGGCAAGAGUGGAAGAAGCUAAAAGAAGGGAGAAAGAGGAGUUGCGGCGAGAACGACAACAAUUAUUUUUGUCUCGGAGACGUCAACUAGCUGAAGUAAGGGCUUUGGAGGCAAAAUUAACUCGCAGCAAGCAAUUUCAAGACUGGCGAGCUGCACAGCUACCACUUGCUUGUUUCAUUCGCACUCGUACGCAACCUUCUAUAUACUAUCUACCAAAGAGAAAGAAUCCUCGCACUGACACAUUACUUGCAGAGUCUGCUAAGGAACUUCAUGAUGACAUAGAAAAGAAGGAGAAAGCUCUUAUGGAAGAGUUGGAAAUGAUCGAAAUACAAAUGGGUUAUGUUCGACAUCAACAAAAUAAUGAUGUUACAAGUACAGUUGACACUAUCGCAGAAACUACAGAAUCUGCGGCCGAAGGUGAAGAAAAUCGUGAUCCAAAUCCCGAAAAAAAUGGAGAAGUUACAACAAAUGAAGCAAACGUGGCCAAUUCUCAAAUUGUCAAGGUAGAACCAGAACAGACUGCUGCAGUAAAAGCUGAUGAAGUAAACGAUGUCGAGUUUUCGGAAGAGCAAAUUCGAGAAGAAGAGAACAAUGGCUAACAUUGAGCUUUCUAUCGGAUUUUGUACAUAUAGAUAUUGUGUGUAUGGAAACCGGCAAAUAUGUUGCAACAGAGAAUCAGAUGCAUAAAUCACAUUGAUAUAUUUUAAAGUGUUAUAUUAUUUUGUAGAGUACUUCCGAUUUUCUAGAGACUAUUUAAUUGUAUCACUUCCAAAAUUUAACAACACAUUUAACUCGAUACAGUCAUCUUUGGAAUAUUUACACAAAAAUGUUGAUGAGAAUUUAGCUUUACGUUCAUUGAAACAUUCGAUUCCAUUUACGUUAAGAAUCCACUGCAAGAAUUCUCAUUUUAGUUCUAAUCAUACACCAGAAAAUAGGAUACUACGAUAACGUCUACCAGUACUUUUAUUACACGUCAUAGAAAUGUUUAUUAUAAAAUAAAUUACAAAUUUACCUUGUACGUGUCCCACUUUCCUUAAUGUCGUCUCAUUCUUCCUUACGGAUCAAUGUUAAUUUAAUGUUAUACAUAUUUUUCUUUUUUAAAUGCAAAGCGAAAACCUUGAUACUCUAGAAAGCACGAUUCAAAAUAAAGACAAUCAGAGCAUAUA
Molecule: messenger RNA, 1788 nt
Organism: Orussus abietinus
Lineage: Eukaryota; Metazoa; Arthropoda; Insecta; Hymenoptera; Orussidae
Gene: Pnn
Product: pinin
Exons: 5
Coding region: 76-1221 (381 amino acids)
Cellular component (GO): catalytic step 2 spliceosome
Source: RefSeq, a predicted model, not a curated record